Tyto alba (common barn owl) is the source of this 1038-nucleotide messenger RNA. RefSeq names its product UTP11 small subunit processome component (gene UTP11). Gene Ontology annotation, cellular component: small-subunit processome; nucleolus. The transcript has 8 exons. The coding region runs from base 103 to 864 and encodes 253 amino acids. Gene Ontology annotation, biological process: rRNA processing. Lineage: Eukaryota; Metazoa; Chordata; Aves; Strigiformes; Tytonidae. The record is from RefSeq and is a predicted model, not a curated record.
CUCUGACCCCGAGUCCCCGCCCCUUCCGGUCCGCGCGCGGCGGCAGGAGCCUCACCGGCAGCGCGGCGGGGGGGCGCGAGUCAGGCGGGGGGCGCCGCCGCCAUGGCCGCCGCCUUCAGGAAAGCCGCCAAGUCCGGGCAGCGCCCGCACCGCGAGCGGGCACAGCCCGCCUUCCGGCAGAAGCUGGGCCUGCUGGAGAAGAAGAAGGACUACAGGCUCCGCGCCGAUGACUAUCACAAGAAACAGAAUGCCCUCAGAGCACUUCAGAAGAAAGCGCUGGAGAAAAAUCCUGAUGAGUUCUACUUUAAAAUGAUACGUGCUGAGCUCCAGGAUGGAGUUCAUAAAAUAAAGCAGCCAAAGGAUGAAGUGACCCCUGAGCAGGUGAAAUUGAUGCGGACACAGGACAUUAAGUAUGUGGAAAUGAAAAGAGUGGCGGAAGCCAAGAAAAUCGAGCGGCUGAAGUCAGAGCUCCAUCUUCUGGAUGCUGAGGGGAAGAAUCCCAACAAGCACGUGUUCUUUUUUGAUACCAAAAAAGAAGUUCAAGAGUUUGAUAUUGCAACUCAUCUGGAUACUGUUCCAGAGCUUGUAGAUAGAGUGUACAACCGACCCACCGUUGCAACAUUACAGAAGGAGACGCUGAAAGGAGCUACUGAUCCUGCCCACUUAAAGAAAUUAGCCCAGCAAAGGAAGAAUCAGUAUGACCUCCUGAAGCAGCGGAUUGAAAGAGAAAAAGCCAUGUUUGUUAUUGCACAGAAAAUCCAGACACGUAAAGAUCUUUUGGACAAAACUCAUAAAGUAAAGAUGAAGAAGGAGACAACAAACAGUCCAGCUAUUUACAAAUUCAAAUUUCAGCGGAAACGUUAGCCAUGCCAUUAAAUAAUUGUUACAGUCUUUGCUUAGAAAGGGAAAGGAUUCUCUUUCGAAGGAAGACUAAUACACCGUACCAGUUUGUUUUUCACUGCAGCCUAGCACUUAGUUAAAACAAAUUACUGUGGGCCUGCAGUAGCCAUAAAUAUAUCUAAUUAAUUGAUUAAUAAA